AUGGCAACAAAAUCUCUCUCUCAGACGUCAAUUAAUAAGAUUGAUUUGAGAGGGGAGUGGGAUGGUGAUCCAACAAGUCAUGUCAUCCUCCAUGCGAAGAUUGAGUUCGUACCCGCGCCAAAUACGAAACUUCGUCUUCUUGACUUGAGCAAUGAGGGCAUUGAGUUGCUAAAGUUUGAUGGCCCAGCUAAAAUUGGGGGGGAAAUUAGCAUCUUGCCUCGCUUGCCUGUGGAGGACUUUGAUGAAACACCACGGUCCUUAUACAAGAAGGGAAUGGAUUUAUCACCCCUCCCUACGAAAAGGAGACUGUUCCCCCCAAGCCCAACAAGCACUGCCAGUGAAAUGAUCCCUCCAUUUGAUGAUAUGAGCUCAGGACUAGAGGACCCAUGUUUGCCUCUGGGUGAUUACGCAGACGAAGAUUACGACGGUGGAGAUAGCAGAAGCCCUAACGCUUCAGCUACGAGCAUUUCGGAACACAAUGAGGAUCAUUCCGCUACUAAAGGCUUCGAUGUCGAUCGAGCAGAAUGUGGAGAGGCACACGCUGAAAUGGGUGCCAGGGUAUCUGAGUUGAAAGAUGGUUCUGUUAUCACUGACCUUUCCACAACGGGAACUGAUUGCGAUAGUGGAAGAAAGGGAAUUUCUACUCGAGCAGUGAGUGAUGCAUUUAGGCAGAUGAAGUCAUCAAUAAUCUCGGUUUCUAUCAGCCCGAAGAUGGUAAAAGGACCUUCGAGCAAAAUUCCUGUUAGAGCAACAAGUCUGUCAAGGCCAUCCGGGAUAACUGACGAGCUAUUGCAUCCGUCGGAACCUGACGAGGAUAGCUCGAAAAUUGCGUCUGCUUUCCCACCAAAAUCAGAAAACCCUCAGUCUGGUGGGAUGUAUAUCCCUCGAGAUCCUAGACCGUCUCUUAUACCGACUACUUCCAGAAACGAACAAUUCUCUCCUGUAAGGCUUUUGAAUACAUUGCCCUCUGUAUUGAACAAACACAGGGCAGACCUAGGGCCUCAGCAAUUGCCUAAAUUGUCUAGCCGGGAAGUUUCACAUGAACCAGGAAAGCAGCCUGUCUUUUUUGCUCCUAAUUCUUUUCCGCGGCCUGGCCCGCGGGGAUCCCGUCGAUCUGAGCAACUUGCUCUGAAGAGUGGCGCUGCUAUUACUCAGAAUGCUGGCGAAAAAAUGGAGAAAUCGAAAUACGUAUCAACAUGGCUGGAGGAGAGUGAGGAUAUAGUAUCCACUGAGGUCCCUCAUUCCCCGCUUAUCUACUCUGAUGCAAGGGUGAUUCAAGCUGGGAAAGACCAGAAAGAAAACAAUCCCACAUUUACUGAGAGCAAGGAUAAUAUUGACAAGCCAAUGAAGUUGCCAAGUCCUUCUCCCUCAUCUCAACUUGACAUGCCAUGGAGUUCGGCGGACGAGUUAGCAAAGAAAUGGGCCGUUGAUGAUAAUCUCGGUGCAAAAUCUACUAUCCCAGUCCCAGAGCUUGUCAUAGUGGAGGAAAUCUGCCGGGAUUUCUAUAUUCUAUCUGCAAAGUCUGCUGGAAAAGCCAUGUUUAUCAUUGAAUUUGAUAUGAAAAUAACGCUGGGACCCGCGCAACCGGGCGGGUGGCAACUUCUGAAGAUACCAGGUCUUCCUGUCGACCAAUACGGGAAGGGAACCUUAAAGUUAGAAAUCCCCCACGGCUUAACGAAGAAAAGGCUGGACUGCGAAAGUGAUUGUUUACUAUAUUUGGAACGCAUCGACACAGGUUGUAUUGCAGAUUUCAAUUUAGCAAAACCAUUGGUUGUGUCUCUGCGAGCGGUGGAGCUUUUGACAAGCGAGUCUCGUGAUAAUCGCGUAUUAAACUAUGAAACCAGCGUAACUCUAAACCGUCGCAGAAAGCUUGGUACAAGCGUCAUUGUGGAGUAUACCGCUGUAUGUGUAUUGUCUUUAUAUCAGAAGAGUGUCUCCGCUGAAGAAGGGGCCAUUGAUGUUAUUAUUAGUGAUGGGCCCGGAGGUUAUUUCGAAUGGACAAUGGAGAAUGGCAAUAGGGACUUCCGUAUUGACCAGAAGCCCGUGAAUGCUAGUGACAUUGGGACAACGAAGGUUAGGAUUUUCUGCCAGGAAAAUGAUCUUGACCGGUGCUUUCGUAUAACCUGGGACAUUCCCUACUGGCCAUCCUUUUCACCAACGUGGACUCCAAAGCUCUUUUACGAGAAACCUGAGACGCAGGCGGAAUAUGUUCCCUCAUUACGUGGCCGGUGGGGAAUAGGCGUUUCAGGAGGCCGGGCGAUCGAAGAAGUGGGGAUAGGAGAAUCUGAAUCAUUUAACAUGAAAGGAAUUAUGGAGAAAUUCGAGACAGGAGACUUUGGGGACUGGGGAUAUUUGGGCUUGCCAACUUUUGAAACGAGAAGCACGACAUACUGGAUUGUCCAUCAGAUGAUUCGAAUUGUCAUAUUUUCCAUGGUAUUUUGCCAGAAGUUGGGUCUUCUUAUUCAAAUUCUCUGCGGUUAUGUCCCAAAGACCCCCAUGAAGGUGCUUCUAGCAUUCUUCGCCGUUCACACAACGGUUGUCAUUAAAUAUCAGCUUGGCCGCCUAAGUGUUGAAGGUUGUACCGGUCAAACCGCAUGUCAUGAGCUAGAGUGUGUCCAGAGCGAGCCUCGUCCAGGUGACUUCGGCUGGUUUUCUUGGGAGAAAUCCUUCAUUGUAGACAGGGGACUGUUUGCACAUGUAACCAAUGUUGUUAUUGUUGGAGGUGCAGGAGAGGUUACUCUUAUGGAGCCUGAAAAUGACAGUAGCGGAGUGGAAUAUCCAGGGAGAGAAGGAGGACUGCAAAUUGAGGAUACAACUCAAAUCGACUGCCAAAUCAGCACUCCUUCAGUCAGCAUCAGUAUAGUCGUUGCGGGAAAGGGCGAAAAUAAUCUUGCAUCAUCCUCCACCUUGGAGCUACCCUUAGCUACGCCAAAUAGAAAGCCAAAGAAUAAUUCCACAGUCUCAGAACCCACUGCUAAUCCAAGCAGAAUGAGAUUGUCACUGCGGGAUCGAAUUGAUAGGUUUCUGGGCUGGAAAGGUCCGUUGGAGUGA
This is a messenger RNA of Paracoccidioides lutzii Pb01, 3051 nucleotides long. RefSeq lists its product as hypothetical. The transcript has 2 exons. Bases 1 to 3051 code for a protein of 1016 amino acids. The record is from RefSeq and is a predicted model, not a curated record.